Molecule: messenger RNA, 796 nt
Organism: Morus notabilis
Lineage: Eukaryota; Viridiplantae; Streptophyta; Magnoliopsida; Rosales; Moraceae
Product: heavy metal-associated isoprenylated plant protein 20
Exons: 3
Coding region: 180-620 (146 amino acids)
Molecular function (GO): metal ion binding
Source: RefSeq, a predicted model, not a curated record
CACAUAUAUAUAUAGGACCAAAAACACAUUACAUAGCAUUAAAUUUCUUUGCUCCUAAACCCCUUUCCCUGCAACUCUCUCUCUCUCUUAAAGCUUAUUCUGCUUCUUUUGGCUCUUGAACUUGGUGUUUUUUUUUCCCCUUCAUAACACACGUUAAAAAAAAAAGAGAGAAAAAAGAAAUGGGUGUUUUGGACAAAUUGUCUGACUAUUUCACCAUUGAUAGGCCCAGAAAGAAACGAAAAGCAAUGCAGACAGUUGAAAUUAAGGUGAAAAUGGACUGUGAUGGUUGUGAAAGGAGAGUUAGGAAUGCUGUAACUUCCAUGAGAGGUGCAAAAUCAGUGGACGUGAACAGAAAGCAAAGCCGGGUGACCGUGACGGGUUAUGUGGAGCCAAACAAGGUGUUAAAGAAAGUGAAGAGCACAGGAAAGAGGGCUGAGUUUUGGCCCUACGUGCCCUACAACUUGGUGGCUUAUCCUUACGUGGCACAGGCAUACGACAAGAAAGCACCCUCUGGUUAUGUAAAGAAUGUCGUUCAGGCACUUCCAAGCCCAAAUGCCCCAGAUGAGAAGUUUACUUCUAUGUUUAGUGACGAAAAUCCAAAUGCAUGUUCCAUCAUGUAAAUAGAUAGAUAUAUGUUUUAUGUUUUGUGGUAAAAACUUGAUGGAUCAUAGAGAAAAUGAGUUUUUCACUAGGGUAUAGUAAGUCCUUGUAUUGUAUUGUAAUGAUCAAAUUCAUGGCAGUUUUGUAAGAUCGGAGGUUGGGAUUUCGAGAUAUGUAAUUAAUCUGUGUGUGCGAA